GCGCGCGGGGCGGAAGGGUCGGCCGGGAUGGGAGAAGCAGCCAUGGCCCGCGAGGAGGAGCCAGGGAGCGGGCGGCUGCCCGGGCUGGGUCUCCUCCCCGCGGCGGGGAGGAAGGCGGAGGACCCCACACACCCCCAUCCCUUCCCCAUCCCGGUCCCGCCAGUCGUCCGUCUUGGUCCCCACGACCAGCAUCAUCCUCCUCCCUCCUCCCCCCUCACUUGGUCGCAGGCCUGACGCGCCCCCUGCCUGCCUGCCUCUUCCUCCCUCGCUCCCUCAGCGGCUGCUGCUGGAGCUGAGCGAGGACGCAGGAGCAGGAGCAGGAGGUGCCGCCCAGCAGGCAGCCCGCCCAGCAGCCAGGCGGGGCGGCGGCGGCGGCCUCGCCUCCUGCCUCUCCGGCUCCUCCCCGCGAGCAGGGCCGGGCGGGCCAAGCUGCUCCACAAGGGGGCGGGGCGGGCCUGAGGCGGCGGCGGGGCAGCAGCAGCAGCAGCAGCAGGCAGAGGAGCCGCGGGCGGCGACGACAACGGCGACGGCCCAGGAGCAGCAGCAGGCUGGAGGCGGGCUGCCCUUCUCCCUCCGCCGCGAUGGCCGCCGACGUCUUCAUGCUGCCGCCGGGCACCAGCCGCUUCCCGCCGGCGGCGACGGCCCUCACCUCCUCCCUGGCGCGGCGGGCGGCGGCGGCGGCGGCGGCGGCUGAAGAGGACUCCUCUUCCUCGACGGAGGACAGCGAGGACGACGACGGGCCCGGCAGGCUGCCGCCGCCGCCGCCCCACCAGCCCCCGCCGCCGCCGCCCACCACCCCCUCCCGGCGCCGGGCGGGCAGGGGCCCUCGCGGGCGGCCGGCGCCGCAGAUCAUCCACUCGGGCCACUUCAUGGUCUCCUCGCCCCACAGCGAGCACCCGCCCAAGAAGGGCUACGACUUCGACACCGUCAACGAGCAGACCUGCCAGACCUACCGCUUCGGGCCGGCGGCGGCGGCGGCGGACGGGGAUGGCGGGGCCGGCGGAGCGGGGUCGUCGUCCUCGGCGGGGGCGGCGGCGGGCGGCCGCGGCGGGGCAGCUGGAGGCGGGGGCGGCGCGGCGGCCGGCGGGCGCCUCAGCAUCGACGCCUCCCUCACCAAGCUCUUCGAGUGCAUGACCCUGGCCUACAGCGGCAAGUUAGUUUCUCCCAAGUGGAAGAAUUUCAAAGGCCUGAAGCUUCAGUGCAGGGAUAAAAUCCGGCUCAACAACGCCAUCUGGAGGGCCUGGUAUAUUCAAUAUCUGGAGAAGCGCAAGAACCCCGUGUGCCAUUUUGUGACUCCCCUGGAUGGUUCUGUGGAGGUUGAUGAGCACCGCCGUCCUGAGGCUAUUGCAAUAGAUGGAAAAUACUGGAAGCGAAGGAUAGAAAUAGUCAUCAGAGAGUAUCACAAGUGGAGAACCUACUUCAAGAAAAGGUUACAGAAACACAAAGAUGAAGACCUUUCAAGCUUGGCCCGGGACGAUGACAUGUUCCUUUUGCAUAAGACGACGUACGGCAGAGAGACACCAGUCCCUAUGGAACUGGACUCUCUCUUCAGCACCGACAUGCUUAUGUCAGAGUUGCCAGACACCCUCUUUUCCACACUUUCGUCUCACCAGCCAGUUUCCUGGCCAAAUCCUAGAGAGAUAGCACACUUGGGAAAUGCUGACAUGAUUCAGCCAGGACUUAGCCCGCUGCAGCCAAACUGCAUGGAUACUUUUGAAUUUUUUCAAGAUCUUUUCAUGUCCACCCGUCCCAACAAUGGAUUCACUGCCGUCCCCGCUGCUCCUUCCGCUGCCUCCUCCAUGGCAGACGCCUGCAGCCAUUCUUCCCAGACCCCAGGCCUCUCUUCGGGUCCUUUGCCCAAUCCUCUUGCCGCACUGGACCUUGGCGAAGGGCUCGUCGCUGCCCCAGGCAUUCCCAGCAUGGUGGACAUUGGUGCUGCUGACCCCUGCCUCGGCCUGAGGAGCGGAGGCUCCUUCCUGCAGCCGCACAGCUUCGAUUCGGAGCCGCCUCUGGGCAGCCAGCUGCAGUUCCUGCCUCAGUUCCCAUCCUUGUCGCUCCUUCAGCAGAGCAUCCAGCCUCUGCCCCAGCCACAGGCAGCCCUGUCCCUGAACACUAGCAUGGCCUCCCACGUGCCCAUCUUCGCGCCUGCAGAGACCCCCCGCUUCGGACUCUCCAAAUCUUCCGUCAUCACCCACACAGCUUCGGCCACUCCAACGCACAGCAUUCCCGCCACCACCUUCAGCCACCACCAGGGCGGCCUUCUUGCCACGCAGCAGGCGGGGGCCGGAGUGCCGUGCAGCCUGGCUCUCCAGACUGCCGUUCCACAAGGGCAGGCCCUCCUCCAGCCGCGCACCCCCUUCGCACACCCCCUGGCCAGCUCCGGGACAAGGCCCAGGAAGCCUCAAAAGAUAGUGCCUGCUCCCAAGCCGGAAACCGUGUCCUUAGUGUUGAAAAAUGCCUUCAUCACCCCAGCUGCCUUUCAGGGACAAUCCAGAGCCAUGAUUGUCACUCCAGCACCGCUGAAGAGAGAAGGGCUUUUAGCUCCCAGGAUGUCCCAGCCGAAUCUUGUGAUUGCUCCAUCUGGAAUGGCCAGAGCACCCAGAGCAACAGAAUUCCACAGCAGGAUUCUGAUCAGCCCAGGCCAGCCGUCUCCAAGUCCUCAGCCCAUCCAGGCUGCAGUGCCGCAUCUUUUUUCUCCUAGUGCUCUUCAGGAAGUGCUGGUGAAAGGUGAGCAGGCCCCCCCACACAAAACCUGCUCACAGAUUUCCUCCCCUUCACCGGGCCGAGAUUGUCAGCCAUCACCCUGCCCUUCUGAACAAAGCCUCAGCCCUCAGUCUCCCCAGAACAACUGCUCAGGGAAAACAACUGAUCCUCAUGUGGCUGCUUAUAAGACGCGAAGGAUGAAGCAUAUUUCUGCAGAACAGAAGCGAAGGUUUAACAUCAAGAUUGGCUUUAGCACCCUGAACAACAUGGUGUCAGCAAAUUCUAAAUCGAUCAGCCAUGCCCUUACGCUCCAGAAGACCGUGGAAUACAUUGCUAAGCUGCAGCAGGAGAGAUCACAGAUGCAAGAGGAAACCAAGCGCCUCCGGGAAGAAAUCGAGGAGCUGAAUGCAACCAUCAUUUCUUGUCAGCAGCAGCUGCCUGCUACCGGAGUUCCCAUCACGCGGCAAAGGUUUGAUCAGAUGCGGAGCAUGUUUGAUGAGUAUGUCAGAAACAGGACCCUGCAAAAUUGGAAGUUCUGGAUUUUCAGCAUUAUCAUCAAUCCCUUGUUUGAAACUUUCAACGGGAUGGUGUCCACGACCAGUUUAGAGGAGCUGCAUCAGACUGCGCUGGUGUGGGUGGACCAGCACUGCUCCCUGCCUGUUCUGAGGCCAAUGGUUUUGAAUACCCUUCGGCAGUUAAGCAUAAGCACCUCCAUUCUCUCUGAUCCAUUACGGUUGCCAGAACAAGCCACGGAGGCAGUCAGUAAGAUCAACAACGCAGCUGGAGAAACCUAACCAAAGAUGGCGGCCUGACCACCUCAAGCCUCAGUGAUCAUCCAAGCCUCACAAGACCUAGAAAUGCCCUUGUAGCGGAUUUGGCUUCCGGACCUCGCCACCAGGCUGUGAGACGUGUCGGCGGAGGGGGGUGGGAGAGAAGGCAAGGGGUCAUCCUUUGAUGCCGUGUUUGGGUAUGGUCCAGUGGGAAAGCCAACUCAGGUAAACAAGCAGGCUGAAAGACCUGCGCCCAGCAAUAGAAGCACUCCUCCUCCGGUGCAGCCUAUCGAAGUAUAUGGUGUGCAAAUGUUUGCAUAACCUGACCUCAAGCACCAAAGCCCAGAGAGAGCAGACUCAUCACCAGGAGCAGUGCGGUAAAAGGGAAACACGCCUCCACUUUCAUGAAAUGUGACCUGUUUCCUCUUUUGUGCUGUUACUAUUUGGUCUCCUCCUGUUCAUUCAGGAAAUGCUGACGGCCAGGAUCCCAAGGACUGUGAGCAAGCAGGGGUUAGACUUGUGUUGUGAGCAUGCCUCCCCUUACCCCAGUUCAGAGCAAAGCUCUUUCAAACGGAGCGGGGCGGGGUGUCCUCAGCAGUUCGGUGAAAUGACCGUGGCGAGCCAGGAGGUGGAUCGGGCUGGGAAUCUCAUUGUUUAAAGGGGGUGAGGUGGGGUGAAGAAUUCCACUUGGUGCCCACAAAAGUUUAGAAGCAGCUUUUUGGAUCCUGACCAGUGGCUAGAAUGGGAUGUAGGUCAAUCAGGAAACAACCUAAAUGGUACAAACACUUGCUAAACAUAUCGAGGCCUCAAUCCUAUGCAUGCUUACCUGGGACUAAGCCUCACUGAACACAGUGGGACUUGUUUCUGAGUAAAUGUGGGUCGGACUGUGCUGUGAGUUAGUUACCCAGUCGCCAGCUCUAAGUGCAUUUUAUUAACACAUGGGCAGCUUUGGCGUGGUAGAAUUUGUGUAGCCAGUGUGUUACACGAGUUUUUUUUUCCUCCUUCUGCCACUGACUUCUAGGACAGCUUGGCUGAGGUAUGAAGGGUGUUUGAACUGUAUGUGGUUCUGUCCUUUUAAAUAGAGACCUUUCUAAAUUGCAAGCCAGUUUAAGCAUGGUGCAAAACAGCGUUGCUGUUCAGUCCAUGGAAACUACCCUCCCAAAUCUUAUCAUAUCAACAGCUGACCCAGAAACAUGACACGUUCUUGCCUGUCCUCUUUACAGUCACUCUUUGCAAACCUAAUGCACUCAGUCCUUGGGAUCUCUUUAAAUCCUGUUUAAGAUUAAUUUACGUUAAGGUAAGUGCCAGCAUAAACUCUAACCACGAUUAUUUAUGACCAGUGGAGGGAGUUUGUGCGUAUGAGGGGCCGAGAGGACCCCCAGCCUGUCCGACCUAAUUCUGCUUCAGAGAUCUGGAGUGGUGUGUCUGCAUCAUGCUUCUGGGUCUCAGAGAUUCAGUCCACAGCUAUCAAGAUCCCUAGAAAUGCAUUUGUGAAUUGUAUAAUGGCUACAUUUACAAUACAACUGUCAUACCCCUUCCUUUCAACCAGUGUUUUCAACUCAGUAUCAAUUUUAUAGAGCUUUUAUUUUCUUUUGUUGUUUUAGAAGGGUGGGGAGACAGACAUGUGUAUGCACAUGUGUGGCUGCCAUUGGUUCAGGAGGGCUGUGCUAUCACGUGGGAGGCAGUCCUCAUCCUGUGAACCAAUUUUAUUUUGUAGCUUCAGUUACUAUGAUUGUCCGUGCACUCAACCCAGUUCAAAAGCCAGGGAGUUGUGGACUUGACCUAGAUAACAGCCAGAGGCUUGAAUAAUCCAGGGCUAUUCACUUUUCCUCUUUGAAGGAAGUUUGGCUUUGUUUGCAGGAGGAGCAACCAAAUUAGCAUUGUGAUUACUUCUGAUAAUUUUCCUCAGCACUCCAUCUCCUCAGGUGUAACAAACAUUUGUGAGAUACAGACUUUUUGCAUGGCGUAUGCUCACUCGCUCUCUUUCUGGAGAUUCAGCUUUCUCAGGUUGUAUAAUGAGCCUUCUUUGUAGCCUCCGUUUUGCACAUAACAAUGCAAACUUAGGUACGUCUGAAAACGCAGUAGAGGAGAGCAGAGUUGCUUGUCAGAUUUGGAUGCCAGCAGUCAGGCUGGCUGAAAAUGAAUUAAAAGCAAGCAAUAAUUUUGGCCACCUCCCUGCAGAGAAUACAAAUGAAUAUUGGGUUGGAGCAACCAUGACCAACAUUUUAGGGCUGGAGCCUUCACCGUUCUUCAUCAGCUGGCUUAUAGGGCUCACAUUUAUUUUUUUGUUUUGCUCUCAUCAAGAGCAUCAUUUGACGUACAGCUUUGGAACAUUUGGAUUUAACGAGAAGUAUUUCCAUCCCCUGGGAAAUAGUCCUGCAACUCAAGUCCUGCUGUGUAAGCCUGAUCCAGUAGUAGCUCAUCCUAGCAGGACAGGGAGUGUCAAAGGAGGGAGCUUGGGUUGCUCCUCCCCCACCCUCCAGAGAGCUACACUGCUUCAGGCUGACCAUUCAUCAGGUAGAGCUUUACUGUUAACUGCACAGCUCUACCUUAUAGCCUAUAGGCACCACAGCUCCCAGGCAGGAGAGAGGAGCAACCCGAGCUGUCGGGAAGCAGAGGCAGUUGUGCCUCCUUGGGUCCCCCCCCCGGCUCGUUAGGACAAGCCGCUACUGGCCUGAUCUAUACAUGUUUACACAGAAGCAAGACUCUCUGUGUCCAAUGAGACUUGCUCCCAAGGAUGUUUGUGCAGCCUGUGGCGUUUGCUUGGAAUGCACUUAAGCCUUGAAAUCAGCCUGCCAUAAAAAUUAGUAGCUCCCUCAGCCCAUCCACAGGUAAGUUGUUUGUGCCUGGAACCAGGUACUUUUUACAAAAAAAAAACAAAACUUACCAGGUGACCUGGAGGCCAUAUCGACUAGCUACUUACAAGACCCAAGAGCACAGCAGGUUCACACGUUAUGUUCUUGGUAGAGCUGAACAUGAACCAUCUUCAGGGAAACUGUUAGGUCCUCCUUCUACAUUUUUCAGGUAAUUUGUGGGAAAUGUCCCCAUGCUUAAGAACUUUUUAUUGGUUUGCAGGGUUGUUUACAUAUUGGCUUCUAUCAACUUGGGAUUAGAUAACUCUUGGAGCACUCUGCAGCUUAUUAAAGACAUGAAGGGGAGAUUUUUAAAAACAGCAAUAUGGCCCACCACAGGCCAAACUUCAUGACACUUCCAUCCCUUUAUAGAGGGUCUUUCAGUACCCCCAGUAUUGUCUGGGGCAUCAGCCAAAGCAGCUGAACAUCCAGUGAGAAUAUGCAGCCACCCACAGUGAAGCAACAUUUCUCCAUAGCUGUUAUACUCUCAUUGGUAGUAUUGACCCUUUUUUGUGUGAUUGUUCUUAGACGAAGGAGUUCUGGUAGAUCCUAAAAACUCAGGAGCCCAUAGAGAGGGCUGUCCACAAUAUUUAUACAAGUGAAAUUUAUCGUUCAUCUUUUCACUGCACAGGAUAUGUGUGGCUUUUUGUUUUUUCCUGAUAAUGGCAUUUAGGCGGUGUUUACACCAAGAAUUGCUCCAGUUUAAUUCAACACUCCACAUGUACUUUAAACUCCUGUAGCCCCCAAGCAAGGAAUUGAAUGUACUUCUCUUCCAGGAGGAAUCGAAUCUCUUCACUCCUGUGCGGUUUGUAGGGCUUUCCCAGGGUGCGUCUAAUAACCAUAAAGUAGUUGAGUAUUUCAGUAUAGGAAACGUGACAGUUGCUUUCAGUAGGGGUGUGCAUGAAACCAGGUUUGGCAGUUUGGUUUGAAUUUGAACCAAACCACCUCUCCACGAGCCAGUUUGGUCGAACCAGCUAGUGGUCCAGUCCAUUUGGGCAAACCAGUUUGAGGGCUAUGUUUGUAAAGGGGAAGGGGAAAUCCUUUUAAAGUGUUCUGAGGGUGGGGGGGGUGACAAGAGGGCCCCAUACCAGUGGCUCAGCAUAAUGUCUCCUCUACCUGUGUCUCCCUCCACCCCAGCAUUGUGGCCCAGUUCCAGCCUCCAUGAAUGUGCAGAGGCUAUCUGCGUGGUCACAAUGGUCGGACCGUUUCGAACUCGGACCAGUUGCCUUUUUCUGAGGCUGAUUUGAACUGGAACCAGUUCAAAUUGAACCCAGCUGGAUUCGAACCAGUUCUGUACACCCCUAGUUUUUAGUGCAAGAGCAGAGUGCAGUUAAACUAUAAACUGCACUGCAGUUUAUAAGGGACUUCGUUUUGAGACGGGAAGAGGGGCAGUUGAGGGAAGCUCUGAAGUAGACACAUGCACACAACUUCACAAUAACAGAGCUGCCUCCUAUAUAAAAGUGUAUGGUCUAUACUUCUGUACUGAGAGUGGUGUAAAUAGUGAAGACAUGGGUCAUGAAAAGCAGGACAAGUUCCAGAACCUUGUAGUAGUUUCAGCGAGUGGAGCUUUUCCUCAUGCUUGCAUCAUAAACUCUACCUGAGGAGAUUCCUUCUUCACCCAUUAUUACAGGUAUGGGAGCCUUUUCCUCUGAGCAGAAGUGUUAAGUUCCCUUGUGACCGAAGUGUGGAACCUUUGCUUAUGCUAAGACCACCCACUGGCACCUCUGUCUUUUCUUGAUACAAACUGCUCCAUAACAGUUUGUAUCAACCAAGCAAAGAAGAUGAAAAGCAAGUAAGAGGGUUCUGGAUGACACUCAGUUACAAGUGAUGUACAGAGAUAAUUUUCAUUAUGAAUGUUCUGUGGUUGCUUGAUAGUUUGUGGGCUAGCUUUUAAUCUGAAGUGCAACCAUAAACACUUUUUUUUAAAAUGGUGAAUGAAGUCAGAAUUACAAGCAAUAUAUAUGUGUGUGUUCAGUCAUUCUUUGGAUGAAAUUUGCUUCCUCUGCAGCUGAAACUCUUAAUUUCUUAUUUUAACAUUUUAAGUAAGCUUGGAAAUAUAGCAACUUCAGAUGUGUCCACAUUUCAGCCUUGUAUAAAGAUUUCUGUUGCAUGAAGACCACGUCUCUUAUGCUGUGGUUCCACAGCAUCCUUUCAGGUUGCUCUCUUUCAAUAGUGCAAUUGCAUUAAUUUUUCUCUUUUUUUACAAUUACAACCAAAAUAAAUACUAUUUUUUGGAAGAAA
This is a messenger RNA of Hemicordylus capensis (graceful crag lizard), 8566 nucleotides long. RefSeq names its product MLX interacting protein (gene MLXIP). Gene Ontology annotation, molecular function: DNA-binding transcription factor activity, RNA polymerase II-specific; protein dimerization activity; RNA polymerase II cis-regulatory region sequence-specific DNA binding. The record is from RefSeq and is a predicted model, not a curated record. The transcript is spliced from 17 exons. Bases 582 to 3497 code for a protein of 971 amino acids. Gene Ontology annotation, cellular component: nucleus. Gene Ontology annotation, biological process: regulation of transcription by RNA polymerase II. Lineage: Eukaryota; Metazoa; Chordata; Lepidosauria; Squamata; Cordylidae.